UCGUCUCAAUUGGGCUCUCGGCUGAGAAGGGAAUCGGCUGCUGUCCGGGAUGGGAUGAGAAAGGAGACACAGACUGCUGGCUGUCUCCCUCUCUCUCUCUCUCUUGGGGCUGCCAAAAGGAAUUUGGGCAUGCGUCAGACCCGCAACGCAACAGUGCAAAACAAAACAACAUCCCGGCUGAGCUGAGAAACACGGGGCCGGCCGUCCCGGGGACUGCCUGGGUUUCCAACUCCCCUUCCGAAGAAGAAGCGAGGGAGACGGACGACUUCGGCAUCCUUCCUGCUCGCCACGACUCCGUGUCCCAAUCCGGACAUCAUCGACCUGACCUGGUCCGAAAGGUUUUGGCCAACCUCCGUGGCACAGAAGGUUGGCGGAGGGAUGUGGCAUGUGAAGAUCCAGGCUGGCCAGGAGACGGGCUCUGGGGCAGAGCCAAAUUCGGAACAUGGGAGGGAAGCCGGUGAAAUGCCUCACCUCUCCUAGCCCCAUCAACAGUGCAAAGAGUGAAUCGGGCAGCACCCCUUCCGAGGACAAGGCGGGGUUUGACCUUGGCCACGACGAAGAAGAUGGAGAAGAAAAAGUAGGAGCCAGGACAGAAAUCUGGAGCCACGCCUUUCCAGAGUUAGACCACAGAUAUGUUGUUUCCCACGUGGAAGAAAAUGGCGGUCGGUUGCCCGUUGAAUGGUCCCCAAAGUGUCCUGCCCCGAGUCUGGAGACUUCGUGGGAGGAACAUCUCCUGGAACAGCAGGAUCACUUGGAGAAAGAAAUGGAAGAAGCCAAAAGGAUGAUCUCUGGAUUGCAGGCGCUGCUGCUGAACGGAUCCCUUCCCGAGGACGAACAGGAACGGUCGCUGGUCCUGUGCGAGCAGGAAGCCUGUCCGGAGGAGCAGCUGGUCAUCAUCCGGAGCCGCCUGGAUCAGAGCCUGGAGGAGAAUCAGGACCUGAAGAAGGAACUGCAGAAAUGCAAGCAGGAAAGCCGAAACCUGCAGGGAGUCAAGGAUGCUUUGCAGCAGCGGCUGGCCCAGCAAGACGCACUGAUGCUGCAGAUAAAACAGGAACUGCUGAGAGCGAAUAUGGACAAGGAGGAAUUGCGUAGCCAGAAUGCUGAUCUGCAGAGGAAGGUGGAAGAGAGGAAUCGGCUUCUGGCAGAGUACAAGGUAAGGGGUCUCCAGGGCUGGGGGGUGGGGGGAGUCUUGGGAACUGCUGGCUCCCAGGAAGCCCUUUCCUCUCAUCUUGCUGAGGUUCGGACCAGAGGAGAAGUCCCCACCAAGAGAGCCCAGGGGCAGAAGUCACAACUUCUUGGCAGCUUCUUAUUCCAUCGUCUAUGGACUUUCUCUGCCAUCCAGGUCACAAUUGUCCCAAAGUGCUUUUUUUUCAGGAGGCAAACUGGACUUUCUGGGGGGUUUUCUUUGAAGACCUUUUG
Messenger RNA from Pantherophis guttatus, 1419 nucleotides. The record is from RefSeq and is a predicted model, not a curated record. Lineage: Eukaryota; Metazoa; Chordata; Lepidosauria; Squamata; Colubridae.